CGGCGGCGGCAGAGACGGAACCGGCACCGGCACCAGCACCGGCAGCUCCUCCAUCACCGCCGGGCCCUCCAACACCGCCGGGCCCUCCAGCACCGCCGGGCCCUCCAACACCGCCCCCUCCGCCAUGAACUCGCUGCUCUUCGGGGAGAUGGCCCGCGCCUUCUCCCCCGCCGCCGCCGCCGCCGCCUCCUCCUCCUCGCUGGGCCCCGGCGGCGGCGGCCCCGCGGCGGCCGGGGGGGGCCCUCCGGUGACGGCGGCGCUGCGGAACGACCUGGGCUCCAACAUCCACCUGCUGAAGGGGCUGAACGUGCGGUUCCGCUGCUUCCUGGCCAAGGUGCACGAGCUGGAGCGGCGGAACCGGCUGCUGGAGAAGCAGCUGGCGGCCCAGCAGAGCGAGCGCGACCGGCGGCUGCGCUACAAAACCUUCUCCCGGGACCAGGCGGUGCAGACGGACGGCGGGAGCCCGGCCCUGCUUCCUCCUCCUGGUCCCGGGCACGGGGCUCUGCCCUCGCCGCCGCACUACGGCCGCUUGCCCGGUACCAUCUGGAGCUACACCCAGGUGCGGCGCACCGGAGGCGGCGGCCUGGAGACCGUGCAGGGCCCCGGCGUGUCCUGGGUGCACCCGGACGGGGUCGGGGUGCAGAUCGACACCAUCACCCCCGAGAUCCGCGCCCUCUACAACGUGCUGGCCAAAGUCAAGCGGGAGCGAGACGAGUACAAGAGGAAAUGGGAGGAGGAGCUGAGCAGGAGGAUGAGCCUGGAAUCCAUGGUGGAAACCUUGAGAGAGGAGGCCCAGGAAGCAGAAGCUCUCCAGGAGGAGCUGAAUGAGAAGAUUGAGAGGCUGAAAGCAGAGCUGGUGGUCUUUAAGGGUCUGAUGAGUGAUCCCAUGACAGACCUGGACACAAAGAUCCAAGAAAAGGCCAUGAAGGUGGACAUGGACAUCUGCCGCCGAAUCGAUAUCACGGCCAAGCUGUGCGAUGUCGCGCAGCAGCGCAACUCGGAAGACGUUUCCAAGAUUUUCCAGGUGGCCUCCAAGAAGAAGGAGAGGAAGCUGGCGUCGGACGAGGAGCUGUCGGAGCAGGACGCGGACAACGGGAGGUUCUCGGAUGAGGAGGUCAGCUGCUCCCUCAACAUCACUGAUGAGAUGAAGAGGAUGUUCAACCAGCUGCGGGAGACGUUUGAUUUCGAUGACGAUUGUGACAGUUUGACGUGGGAGGAGAACGAGGAGACGCUGCUGCUUUGGGAAGAUUUCACCAACUGCAACCCCUCCAUCGACCUCCAGGGAGAGGAAGAAAACCUGGGAAAUUUGAUCCACGAAACAGAAUCCUUCUUCAAAACUCGAGACAAGGAAUACCAGGAGACAAUAGGGCAGAUAGAGCUGGAGCUGGCCACAGCCAAGAGCGACAUGAACCGACACCUGCACGAGUACAUGGAGAUGUGCAGCAUGAAACGGGGGCUGGACGUGCAGAUGGAAACGUGCCGCCGGCUCAUCAAGGGCUCAGCAGACAGGAAUUCUCCAUCCCCCAGCUCCGUAGCCAGCAGCGACUCAGGAAACACAGACGAAAUCCAGGACGAUUUGGACAGAGAGACGGACGUGGAGCCCAUGGUCAGCUGAUAGGAAAUGGGAAGAAAAUUCAGAUUUCCAAACCAAUUGCUGGGGGAAAAGGUGAAAAAACUGGAGAGCCCCUGCAGAGGAACUCUGAUUCCUACACAAAUCCCCUCCCUCCCAAGGAUUGGUGCUGUACAUUUCUAUUCUUCAAAGCAUAAAUGCAGAAUUCUGUAGGAAAAAACGGUGUUUUAAAUGUGCCUUUGCCCCAAGCUGAGCCACUUGGAGCUCCAGUGGAAUAUUAAUAGCAGGUGUUUUUAUAAAAAGAAAUAAAUGUAUAUAAUUUAAAAUAAAAAGCAAACAACCAAAGGGGGUUUUGGUAGCAGAGGAUGGUGAUGGAGAAGCUCUGGGUGUUUCAAUUUUGUUGAACUGCUGAAUUGAUUGGUAAAACAACACUUUUGGCAAAAAAAAAAGAGAUGAUUGUGGUGUAAUUAGGA
Poecile atricapillus (Black-capped chickadee) is the source of this 2043-nucleotide messenger RNA. RefSeq names its product intermediate filament family orphan 2 (gene IFFO2). The record is from RefSeq and is a predicted model, not a curated record. The coding region runs from base 125 to 1615 and encodes 496 amino acids. The transcript has 9 exons. Lineage: Eukaryota; Metazoa; Chordata; Aves; Passeriformes; Paridae.